AUGGCGUUCGAGGAUGAUUAUGCUGCUAGGGCAGAUGGAAAUACUGAAAUUUCUGUGAAGUACACGAACAAGGCUAGCUGUGUUGAGUACUGCAUUGGCAGAUUCAAAUACUGGCUGCGGAACGACGACCAGAAGAUAGUUGCACCGGAUGUGGAGUACACCUGGCCUCGUGGUCCGACACAGAUGGCGGCCGUGGUCCAGUUAUGCGUUGGCAUCUACGUCCUCGUGUACCACAUAAGCGUUGCUGAUGAGCACUGCAGGCUGCUUGCCGCCUUCCUGCUCGACGAGGAGUACACCUUUGUUGGGGUGGACAUCAACAAUGACGAGAAAAAACUCAAGCAUGUUGGUCUGGUGGUACAAAACUUUGUGGAUAUCCAGAAUAUGUGGAGAGUGCCUGAUCCAGUAACGAUUAAGCCAAAGUAUGGCUUGGCUAACUACGCUGGUUCCAUCAUCCACCACAGCUACAACAAGAUGAAGGACGCUCUCACAGAAGUCCGGAAGGAAGAAUGA
Molecule: messenger RNA, 510 nt
Organism: Aegilops tauschii subsp. strangulata
Lineage: Eukaryota; Viridiplantae; Streptophyta; Magnoliopsida; Poales; Poaceae
Biological process (GO): nucleobase-containing compound metabolic process
Cellular component (GO): nucleus; cytoplasm
Molecular function (GO): nucleic acid binding; 3'-5' exonuclease activity
Source: RefSeq, a predicted model, not a curated record